Paramecium octaurelia is the source of this 1246-nucleotide messenger RNA. Lineage: Eukaryota; Ciliophora; Oligohymenophorea; Peniculida; Parameciidae. The record is from the annotation of a GenBank genome assembly.
AUGCAAUUUUUGCUCAUAAUCAUCGUUCUUGCCUAUGUUGAAGUUCUAUAUUGUUAAUGGCAAAACAAUUUAGCUUUAUUAACAUCAAACGCAUUAUUUACCUAAUAAACUGGUCCAUAUGCAUCUUAACAAUCAGGAACCUUCUUUCAAUUAUAUACACAAACCACAGCCAAUUUUAUCACUUGUACAAACCCAUAAACAAGCUAUAUAACUCUAAAUAAUAAUUAUCCUAGUGUUUAAACAGAUUAAAACUACUUUUUAUAAAGUGGAUAUUUUGUAGCUUUUGAUUUAUUUUUUCAGGGUACUUGGCAAAAUCAAGGCGUAAAGUUUAAAUUUGGUUCAUUUGAAUUCUAAUAUUAUUAUCAAUAACCAUCAGUCUAUCCUUUGACUAACCAAUUUUGUGAUUAUUAAGAUGUCGAUGUAAAAACAGUAAAUUUUACAAUAACAUCAACUAAUAAUGAAAAAAUUUAGUUUAUUUCCUAAAAUUUCAAUGAUGGGUAAGUUUCAAUCAGAAAUUUGUAUGUAUCAUCUUUUAAUUGUUUUCCCUCUUGCUCCUCUUGUAGUGGCCCUGGAUUCAACGAAUGUACAGAUUGCUAUUUCCAAACACCUACAAAUGGAAUUUGCCCCACUUGCCCAUAAAAUUAAUAUUACAUGAAGAAUAUAGGAUGCAAGCCAAUUUGUGAUAUUGGAUCUUCUUUAAUUAAGUAGGGAUUCUGUCAAAAUUAUCCAAGUAAUUAUAAAAAAUAUCUUCUUAGCUCAAACUUUUAUAACUACUUAAUUUACAUCUAAUCUUUCAUCCCCAGAAAUUUUGAAAUGGUCUUUAAUUCUUGAUCCACUACAUGUUGACAAUACUUUGCUUCCAAAUAUUUAUGUAAACUAUCAAUACAUAUAUGGAAUAUUUAAGUACAAUUCUGGAGUUUACAGAUAUAUAAACGAAUUAUCUUCAAAUUAUCCAACUCACUUAAUUGGAUUCAAGAUUACAUUAUUAAUUUUCAAUGAAAUUCCACUUGGAUGCGGAAUCCAAAUUAAUAUUAACAAUAUGUAUUAUGGAUCAAUUUCUAGAGAAAUAUCAGGAAUUCAGGCACAUCAGUUAGGUGUUUAUGAAAUUUCAGACUUUGGCUCAUAUCCAACUUAUUCCAGUGUCAAGAAAUAUGUUUUAGUUACAUACUUUGAUAUUCCCAAGAUCCCAUUAUUAUUUUCAGCCGUAGGAAAUUUUAGGUAAAUUUCUAUUAUUCUAAUUUAGUGA